Molecule: messenger RNA, 1777 nt
Organism: Thermothelomyces thermophilus ATCC 42464
Lineage: Eukaryota; Fungi; Ascomycota; Sordariomycetes; Sordariales; Chaetomiaceae
Exons: 10
Coding region: 13-756 (247 amino acids)
Biological process (GO): mRNA splicing, via spliceosome
Cellular component (GO): U1 snRNP
Molecular function (GO): U1 snRNA binding
Source: RefSeq, a predicted model, not a curated record
GCGCAAGCAAAUAUGGCCGCGCAACAAGAUAUCGCUACGGUUUACGUCCGUAAUCUGGAGGAGCGCGUCAAGCCCGAACCGCUCAAGGAGGCCCUGCGCGCCGUCUUUUCCGAGUUUGGCAAUGUGAUUGACAUCGUAGCCAAGACGAACCUCAAGGCCAAGGGCCAGGCCUUUGUCGUGUUCGACAAGCCCGAGUCGGCACACGCCGCCAUCGAGGAGGUCCAAGGCUUCGAACUCUUCGAGAAGCCGAUGCAGGUGGCGCUGGCGCGCACCCGGAGCGACGCCACAGUGCUGCGGACGGGCAACGCGGAGGAGUUUGACGCGCACAAGCGCCGUCGUAUCGCGGAGAAGGACAAAAAGAAGGCGCUCGAGUCCGCCGAGGAGCAGAAGCGUCUCAAGCGGCCCAUGCCUGGCGGCCCGGCCGAAGCGGGCGCCCGUCCAGCCAAGAACGCCCGCGGUGCCGGUCUCAAGUCCACCGGAGGCGGCCCUGCGGCCGUUGUGCCAGACGAGUACCUGCCGCCGAACCGCAUCCUGUUCGUCCAGAAUCUGCCCGACGACAUGGACAAGGACGCUCUCACUGCUAUCUUUGGCCGUUUCGAGGGCUUCCGCGAAGUUCGGACGGUUCCCGGCCGCAGCGGGAUCGCCUUCGUCGAGUACGAGGCCGAAGCGGGCGCUAUCACCGCCAAGGAGAACACGGCUGGCAUGCCACUAAAGAAUGGCGAAAAACUCAUGAAAGUAACGUACCAGCGUCAGUAAAGGCCCGGGAGAGGGCAAGAAAGCUGGUUGGUCUGGGAAAGCAGGUUCGUUAGGUAAGGUGUCGGUUACCAUGAUACAGAUUGAGCAUUAGAUACCCCAGAUGCAAUGAAACCAAACAACUCCCUCCCUAUUGUGCCCGUGCCUCAUAAAAAGACGGUAAUGACAAGAAAUUAUACAAACAGUUGAGAGACCGCCCCACUUGACUUUGUCUCGCGGGUCCCCGUUAGAAGAUGACGUCUUCAUCCUCCUCGGCCGCUAGAAGAUCCACGGGUCCGGCUGCGUUUCCUGCCUCCGGUGCUCCAUUCUCCUCCCCUGUGGCCUCAUUAUCCUCUUUCUUCUUCUUCACCUCGGCGUCGUCCCUAGCCGUGUCUCGCUGCUUCUUAUUCGCGACCUUCUUGAGUCUGUAGAACUCCUCUCUGUCCAGCUCGUCAAGCUCCGAGUUGAUGUAUUUGAUGGUAUUCUCCGUCCUCGGAAUAAUGACAUGCUCGAUUGCGUUAACUCUCCGAUUGACAACCUUGAUCACCUCGUCCAAGAUGACAAACGCCGUCUGCAGGCUGGCAAGCUCGACCAGCGCCUCGACGGCGCGCGCGUACGUCUCCCGGCACCGCUGCACCUGCUGGCCUCCCUUGCCCAGGCCCAUCAUGGCAAAGUCGUUGUUGCCCUCGGUCAAGUAGCUCUCGAAGGCCGGGAGCAGCACGCCCGACACGUUCUCCUGCUUGGCGCGGACGCGGAAGCGCGCCGACUUGGCCGAUUCCUGGAUCUGGUACCCGAUGUUGCCGCCCACAGCGUACGUCACUUCAGCGAGCGAGAGGGACGCGAUCUGCAUGACGCGGCCCAUCUUGCGCUUGGCCUCGUCGAUGCGCCGGGUGAUCUCUCGGAAGCGCUUGGUUAAAGCUUCGCUCUUCCGCUUGAGUAGACUGUGCCCUGUCUCGGCGCCCUUGAGCUUAGCCUUCAUUAAGCCCAGGGACUGCCGGGUAGGGAAGACGGCCUCCCGAUCUGCGCUGCCAGACAUCGUUGCAGC